Molecule: messenger RNA, 1557 nt
Organism: Fragaria vesca subsp. vesca
Lineage: Eukaryota; Viridiplantae; Streptophyta; Magnoliopsida; Rosales; Rosaceae
Product: probable galacturonosyltransferase-like 9-like
Exons: 1
Coding region: 110-1291 (393 amino acids)
Cellular component (GO): Golgi apparatus
Molecular function (GO): glycosyltransferase activity
Source: RefSeq, a predicted model, not a curated record
CCAAACCCGGGUCGGUCCAAAAAAAACCCAUAAACCCGAUUUGGGAUUUUGAUUUUGAUUUUGAGAUUUUUCCUCUCUCAAACCAUAGAGAGGGGAAAAAAUCAAAGCAAUGCUUUCCUUCCGGCUAUACGCCGCCGUUUCGUUCCUCUUCAGCCUCUCCGUCCUCUUCCCUCCCUUCUGCAUUGGGAUUCGCUCCUUCCCCACCCGCGCCAUCGUCGACUCUGCCGCCGGUUCUUCCGGGAAAGACGACGUCAUCGCCGCGUCAUGGUCGAGAUUCUCGGAGGCGCCGGACUACCGCAACGGGGCGGAAUGCGCCACGUCGUUUAACCGCGAGAUGGCCUCGUCGUGCGACCCGUCGUUGGUUCACAUCGCGAUGACGCUGGACUCGGAGUAUCUACGUGGCUCCGUCGCGGCCGUCCAUUCUGUCCUCAAGCACGCGUCUUGCCCCGAAAACGUGUUCUUCCACUUCGUCGCGGCGGAGUUCGACCCGGCCAGCCCCCGGGUCCUGACCCGGCUCGUCCGAUCCACUUUCCCUUCCCUUAAUUUCAAGGUCUACAUCUUCCGGGAGGACACCGUCAUCAACUUAAUCUCGACCUCCAUCCGGGUCGCCUUGGAGAACCCGCUCAACUACGCCCGGAACUACCUGGGCGACAUAUUGGGCCGGUGCGUGGAUCGGGUCAUCUACCUGGACUCCGACGUCUUGGUCGUCGACGACAUUCACAAGCUCUGGAACAUCUCCCUAACCGGGUCGCGGGUCAUCGGGGCCCCGGAGUAUUGCCACGCCAACUUCACAAAGUACUUCACCGACGGGUUCUGGUCCGACCCGGUUCUCUCCCGGGUCUUCUCGACCCGGAAGCCCUGCUACUUCAACACCGGCGUAAUGGUGAUGGACCUCCGCCGCUGGCGGGAGGGGAACUUCCGGAAGAAGAUCGAGAACUGGAUGGAGCUUCAGAGAAAGCGAAGGAUCUACGAUCUGGGUUCUCUGCCGCCGUUUCUACUAGUCUUCGCCGGAAAUGUGGAGGGUAUAGAUCACCGGUGGAACCAGCACGGGCUCGGCGGCGACAAUGUGAGAGGGAGCUGCAGGUCUCUGCAUCCUGGGCCGGUUUCUUUGCUUCAUUGGAGCGGAAAAGGGAAGCCGUGGGUUCGACUCGAGUCGAAGAAUGCUUGCCCUUUGGAUCAUGUUUGGGAGCCUUAUGAUCUUUACAAGCACCACAACAUUGCCAAGUAUCAUCAAUCUUUCUCGUCCAUCUCUGCUUCUACAUUGAUCGGGUUUUCGAGCUAUCUGUCAUGAUGAUGAUGAUCAUAGUUGUUACUUUGUUGUUGUUAUGAUUCUUUUUUCUUUGAUACAUUUGUUCAGUGAUUCUUUUGAUAGAGAUCCAUGUACAGAUUAUUGAUUGGGUUUUUUUUGUUUUUCUACUGAAUUUUCUUUUGUGCUGUAAGGGGAUAUUGAAUUCAAUUCAGGGUUUUCGGACCAUUUUGUUUUGAAUUGGAUUUGAAUAUGUAAAAUCUGGGGGUUUCUCUCAGGAUGAGAAUAUCAUACUCUUCUUUGCUUCCUUC